Molecule: messenger RNA, 381 nt
Organism: Fulvia fulva
Lineage: Eukaryota; Fungi; Ascomycota; Dothideomycetes; Mycosphaerellales; Mycosphaerellaceae
Exons: 2
Coding region: 1-381 (126 amino acids)
Source: RefSeq, a predicted model, not a curated record
AUGGGCAAGAAGCGCGGCAACAACAACAACAACAGCAACAAGCGCGGUGGCAGCGACACCUCCGAGAGUGUCCAGGCUGCCAAGGUCAGACGCAACUCCGCCAAGUUCACCAUGUCGCCUGAUGCGAUCGUGAACGACUGCUACGGCGACAAUGGAAGACUUCGCGACUUUCUGACUGAGGAGACCGUUCUGAACGAUGGCAUCGUGCGCUACCGCGUGGGAAACAAAGACCGCGACUUCGAUCUCACCAACAACACUGGCAACUUCAAGGUCGGUGGCGUCAACCUCCGCGAUCACAAGAAGCAGAAGCUGGAGGAGGAUGAGAAGGAGGCUGCUCAGAAGAAGAAGCAGCAGGCGAAGAGUGGCAAGGCUCGCAAGUAG